This is a messenger RNA of Dryobates pubescens (Downy woodpecker), 930 nucleotides long. Its product is annotated as plectin-like. Gene Ontology annotation, molecular function: structural constituent of ribosome; RNA binding. Lineage: Eukaryota; Metazoa; Chordata; Aves; Piciformes; Picidae. The transcript has 3 exons. The coding region runs from base 67 to 930 and encodes 287 amino acids. Gene Ontology annotation, cellular component: cytosolic small ribosomal subunit. The record is from RefSeq and is a predicted model, not a curated record.
GCCAUACCUGAUCUGAGCCGUGGUGAGCCGUGCUAGUCCGUGCCCGCUCUGUGCCCACUGUGCACCAUGGUGGCGGGGAUGCUGAUGCCGCUGGAGCGGCUCCGUGCCAUCCUGGAACUGCUGUUCCGUGAGGGUGUGCUGGUGGCCGAGAAGGACCCGCGCCCACGCCGCACCCACCCGCAGCUGCCCGGGGUGCCCAACGUGGAGGUGCUGCGGGCCAUGGGCUCGCUGCGUUCCCGUGGCCUGGUGAGGGAGACCUUCGCCUGGCGCCACUUCUACUGGUACCUGACAGAUGCUGGCAUCGCCCACCUGCGCCAGUACCUGCACCUGCCCCCCGACAUUGUGCCACGCUCCAUGCAGCGGGUACGGCACCCGGCGCAGCCCCACCGCCGCGUCCCCCACGCCUCUGCCAGCGCCGCUGCCAACACCUCUGCCAAACCCGCUGCCAACGUCUCUGCCAAUGCGUCCACCAAAGUGUCUGCCAAUGCCACCAGCGGCAGCAGCACCGACACUGAUACUGGCACCAGCCGGGCACGCCGUGGUGAGCGGCUCUACCGCAGGAAGGAGGAGGCCGAGGGGCAUGUGGACCCCGGCACUGCCAUGGGGGGAGUGUCCCAGCUGCCCCCUCCCGAUGCUCCCCCAGUUCCAGCCAGCCCCGUUCCAAGUUUCCAGCUCCGUGACUCACCAGAGGGGGGGCGGAGGGGGAGGAGGCCGAUCCCAUGGGUCCCACAUCGCGGCCCCCCCAUCCCGAGGCCCCCCACCCCCUCCGCGGCUCCGCUCCGGGUUUUCGGUCCUCCCCCCACCCCGUCGCUGCUCCUGUGGGAAAACCCGGCCCGGAGCCAGGACCGGGACGGCGCGAACCCGGUGACGGCGCCGCUUAUUUAUAUCCACCCCCCCGCUGCCCACCCCCCGCUGCCGGUACCGAGCUAG